AUGUUCCUGGGCACAGCAACAGGUGAGGUGGGAAUUAAAGAAGGCAAUGACCAGGCCCUGAGGCCCAUCCAUAAGAAAGGUGCCACCCUCCCCUCCUCCUCACCGUUAUGGAGCACACCUGUGCUCAAUCUGCAGAUGAGGAGCAUGCAGUAUAAAAGGACUAGAGAAGCCAAAUACUCCAUUAGGAAGUGGAGCGAGGAACAUUUCGUCAUAGGAUUCAGAGUCAAUAAGCAUGAACACCUGCCUAGCCAACCCUCCCAGAGACAGGAAGUGUUGGACUCAGGAGGUGGCGUGCUGACUGAAUGGGAGCGUUUGCAUUCGGAGUCGGAGUCCCUCGCUGUUUGGCAUUUCACUUCUUCUUCCCAUGGCCUCAGCAGAUGAGGCAGCAGUUUUCUGUUUUUCUUCUUGCUCACUUGGAAGGAGCAAAUGACCAGCGAGAACUCAAUUAGCAACAUGUCCCUCCAAGCAGGGGGUCCGAGCUGCUGCUUGUUCAGCUGUAUCAGAGAUCAAGCCGGCCUAAGUGAAGUGACAGCAAGUGAGCGGAAAGGGUGCAGGAUGUACAGCUUUAUGGGCGGAGGUUUGUUCUGUGCAGGCGUGGGGAACAUCCUCCUGAUCGUUUCCACAGCAACCGAUUACUGGAUGCAGUAUCGGCAGUCCAGCAACUACAUGCACCAGGGCCUGUGGCGCUACUGUAUGCCGGGAAAAUGCUUCCCACACAACGACAGCAUCGCCCACUUGGACGCCACCCGUGCCCUCAUGAUCCUCUCUCUUUUGGCCUGUUUCAUUGGCAUCAUCAUUGGCAUCAUGGCCUUCAUCCAUUACUCCUCCUUCGACAGAUUUGACAAAACCUUUGCUGCAGGCAUAUUGUUUUUCAUCUCAUGCUUUUUAGUGUUUCUAGCUAUGGCAGUGUACACUGGUGUCACUAUUAACUACUAUGGGAAACGCUAUGGGAACUGGAGGUUCUCCUGGUCCUACAUCAUCGGCUGGGUGUCAGUGGUGCUCACCUUCUUUUCAGGAAUAUUCUAUUUGUGUGCCUAUCGGAUGCAUGAAUGCCCCAGGGGCGCUAACUCUCAUUAG
Plectropomus leopardus (leopard coralgrouper) is the source of this 1077-nucleotide messenger RNA. NCBI's taxonomy places the organism in Eukaryota, Metazoa, Chordata, Actinopteri, Perciformes, Serranidae. The record is from RefSeq and is a predicted model, not a curated record.